Messenger RNA from Physeter macrocephalus (sperm whale), 2877 nucleotides. RefSeq names its product tubulin polyglutamylase complex subunit 2 (gene TPGS2). Gene Ontology annotation, biological process: protein polyglutamylation. The coding region runs from base 184 to 777 and encodes 197 amino acids. The transcript is spliced from 5 exons. The record is from RefSeq and is a predicted model, not a curated record. NCBI's taxonomy places the organism in Eukaryota, Metazoa, Chordata, Mammalia, Artiodactyla, Physeteridae.
CCAUUCCAUUGGGCAGCAUGGCAAUUAACAGCAUCUCAAAACUGACUCAACUCAACCAGUCUUCCCUGUACUCACUUCCUAACGCACCAACUCUUGCAGACCUGGAGGACGAUACACAAGAAGGUUUGUUAAACCCUUUCCACCCCAGUCACUAAUGCUAAUCAUUAUUGCAUAAUUGCUGUAAUGAAAGAAGCAGGAGAGAAGGUUUCUGAUGCUUGCAUUUCUAAGAAUUUAUCUUUUUUUCUGUUACAUGAUGGUAUUUCGUUUCUAGCUAGUGAGAACCAGCCAGAGAAACCUCACUUUGAUUCUCGCAGUGUAAUAUUUGAGCUGGAUCCUUGCAACGGAAAUGGGAAGGUUUGCCUUGUCUACAAAAGAGGGAAACCAGCAUUAGCACAAGACACUGAGAUCUGGUUCCUGGACAGAGCAUUAUACUGGCAUUUUCUCACAGAUACCUUUACUGCCUAUUAUCGCCUGCUUAUCACCCACCUGGGCCUGCCCCAGUGGCAGUAUGCUUUCACCAGCUAUGGCAUUAGCCCACAGGCCAAGCAAUGGUUCAACAUGUAUAAACCCAUCACCUACAACACAAACCUACUCACGGAAGAGACCGACUCCUUUGUGAACAAGCUGGAUCCCAGCAAAGUGUUCAAGAGCAAGAACAAGACCUUAAUCCCCAAAAAGAAAGGGUCUGUUCAGCCUGCAGGUGGCCAGAAAGGGCCUGCAGGUCCUCCUUCCACCUCUAAAUCCUCCUCUGGCUCUGGAAACCCUGUCCGAAAAUGAGCGCCCCACCUCCAGCUCCCUGCCAGCCCCACAGAGACGAUUUCCAUGCACAGAUGCCCCAGGCGUGGCCCAAGCCUCAGAUUCUGUGUGUGGAACCAUAGUCCUCUCCCCAUCUGAGUGACAAAAUCCUAGGCCUUUUUUACUGCCAUUGGCUUGAGCCAGGAGUUGGAAGGGCAUACUCAGGUCUCCCCAAGAAUCCUUCCCUCAUACCCCUUACAGCAGGUUGUGCCACCUACUGAUUCUGGAAGCUGUGGCGAAUGUAAGGUGUUGUGUGACUAAGUAGAUCUGUUAAAAGAGCUUUCUUCUCGUUCUACUUACUCCAACCCCUUACUGCUCAGCAGUAAUUAGAGAAGUCCCCCAUAGAAACCACUGGUUUUGACCUAUGAGGCAUUAGAACUAUGCUGCUCAAUUGGUAGCCACUUUUUAAAGCAGCUAAAUUUAAGCCAGGUUAAAAAUUCAGUUCCUCAGUUAUAUUAGCCACAACGGGCGUAUUCAUGUGGCUAGUGGAUUCUGUAUUAGCACAGAGAUGAUGAAAUAUUUCUAUCAUCACAGAAAGUUCUAUUGGGCAGCACUGCAUUAGAAAACUUUUGCAUUACCCUUCCUCAGAUCAGUUAAUUUUUGUUAGAAAUAUUGAUACCUUAAUUUGAUGGAUUAUAAUGUUCCAUGCAAAACUUUGAAUAUACAUUUUUUAUGUUCUUUAUAUCCUUCACCAAAAACAGAUCUUGCUUUGCUCAUUUUCAGUUUCCUAUAGUUUCUCAUCUUCACCGGUUUCCUAUAAAGCUUCUUGUUUCCAGUUUUGUGAUGUGAUAUUUAUUUGCACAUUUGCCAAAAUUAUCUUUCUCACUUUUCUUAAAAAGAAGAGGUGAUUCUGCUGUACCAUUAAAACCAAAACAAAACAAAACCUCCCAAGCAUUGCUUUGCCAGGACUCUUCAUGCAGAGUUUUGAUGAAACCAGUCACUGUUGACAAGAGCCUCCACCUGCUUUGCCUACUCACAACUGCUCAACAAUUCAUGGGGUAGCAGAAAAGGAUAGAGAGGAACCAAGUUGUCAAGCAUAAUAGCUGAGGUUUAGUCUUCCAGAAGCAUUUUGCUGCCAAAACUCAUCAAAGGGAGAAUCAGCAGUGCCAGAUAAGAGAGUCCAGCAUUUGGGUGCUUCCCCAAGUCAGGGUUAGAAGGGGAUUGAGACGUUGUGUCAUCUUCCACUGUGGCAGGUGUCCUUCCUCUAGAGAUCAUGGAGCUCCUGAAUUAUUUCUUAAGUCCUGGUCCAGCUCUGGAUUUCAUAAUUGAAGCAACAGAGGAGCCACGAAACAAUGGUGGCCUUCAAAUCCAUGACAGUCAGGUGGAAUCCCGAAAGGGCUGUAGACAGAAGGGGGUUCCAACAAGGAAAGGUUUGAGACCUGCCUCAGGAGGAGCAGAGCACUCAAGAGCAGGAACGGCUACCCAAUAUGUAGGACCCAGUGCAGAAUGAAAAUGUGGGGACUUUUGUCCAAAACUCAGAUUAACGGUACCAUUAAAAGUACUAAUAUGGAGUAGCAAUUCUCAUAUUAGACAAAAUAGACAUUAAAAUAAAGACUAUUACAAGAGACAAAGAAGGCCACUACAUAAUGAUCAAGGAUCAAUCCAAGAAGAUAUAACAAUUGUAAAUAUUUAUGCACCCAAUAUAGGAGCACCUCAAUACAUAAGGAAAAUGCUAACAGCCAUAAAAAAGGGGAAAUCGACAGUAACACAAUAACAGUAGGGGACUUUAACACCCCACUUUCACCAAUGGACAGAUAAUCCAAAAUGAAAAUAUAAAUAAGGAAACACAAACUAAAUGACACAUUAAACAAGAUGGACUUGAUAUUUAUAGGACAUUCCAUUCAAAAACAACAGAAUACACUUUCUUCUCACGUGCUCAUGGAACAUUCUCCAGGAUAGAUCAUAUCUUGGGUCACAAACCAAGCCUUGGUAAAUUUAAGAAAAUUGAAAUCAUAUCAAGUACCUUUUCUGACCACAAUGCUAUGAGACUAAAUAUCAAUUAUAGGAAAAAAAUCUGUAAAAAAUACAAAUACAUGGAGGCUAAAAAAUACACUACUAAAUAACCAAGAGAUCACUGAAGAA